Jaculus jaculus (lesser Egyptian jerboa) is the source of this 864-nucleotide messenger RNA. It is a transcript of the gene Prss57, whose product is annotated as serine protease 57. Lineage: Eukaryota; Metazoa; Chordata; Mammalia; Rodentia; Dipodidae. The transcript has 6 exons. The coding region runs from base 1 to 864 and encodes 287 amino acids. Gene Ontology annotation, molecular function: serine-type endopeptidase activity. The record is from RefSeq and is a predicted model, not a curated record. Gene Ontology annotation, biological process: proteolysis.
AUGGUGCCCAGGCCAGGGGGCUGCGGUGUACUGCUGCUGACUUUGGCCACCACUCUGAAGCUGUCUAUGAGUACCCCCGGUUCUUGGGCAUCCUGGAUUGUAGGAGGCCAUGAGGUGACGCCCCACUCGAGGCCCUACAUGGUUUCUGUGAGUUUUGAGGGCCGGCACCACUGUGGAGGGUUCUUGCUCCGGGCCCGCUGGGUGGUCUCAGCUGCCCACUGCUUCAGCGACAGAGACCCGGGUGCUGGCCUAGUGGUGCUGGGGGCCCACACCCUGCAAGCCUCGGAGCCCACACGGCAGGUGUUGGGCAUUACGGCCAUCAUCAGGCACCCUGAGUACCAGCUCGAGACCCACGCCAAUGACAUCUGCCUGCUGCGGCUGAACGGCUCUGCUAUCCUGGGCUCUGCGGUGGGGCUGCUAAGGCUGCCGAGGAGACGUGCCAAGCCACCCGCAGUCGGGGCACGAUGCCAUGUGGCCGGGUGGGGCUUUGUGUCGGACUUCGAGGAGCCACCUCCCGGGCUGAUGGAAGCUGAGGUGCGCGUCCUGGGCCUGGGUGUCUGCAACAGCUCCUGGCGGGGCCAGCUGAGGCCUGCCAUGCUCUGCACCCGCAGUGGGGACCGGCGGCGACGUGGCUUCUGUUCCGCAGAUUCUGGAGGACCUCUGGUAUGUGGGAACCGGGCUCACGGCUUAGUCUCCUUCUCCGGCCUCUGGUGUGGUGAUCCCAAGACCCCUGAUGUGUAUACACAAGUGUCUGCUUUUGUGGUCUGGAUCUGGGAUGUGGUUCGGGGCAUCUCCUCACACAGGACGGGACCCAAGAACAUGUACUGUGUCUGCUUCCAGGACAGCUCAUCAGCUCUGGCCUGA